AUGUGCGCGUUACCACUAAGUAUAAUAUACGGCGGUCAUGCGGCUUUUGCACAGGAUAUCAGUGCUGACGAUUUUAAAAGUUUUCACACAUUAGCCGCAGGAAGAAGUGAUGAAGGUUAUUCGUAUAAUCCACCUCCGAAUAAUAAUUAUUUACCAUCACAAACUCCAGGUUAUUCAUAUGGUCCACCAAAUAAUAUUCCAUAUGGUCCACCACCACCACCACCACCUUUCCCUUAUCAAACUCAUUAUUCUAAAGGCCAUCUUAUUUUUGAUAAAAUAUCAACUAAACUAAAUCUUUUAACAAUUGGAAAAAUCAUAUUAAAAUUAUUGAUAUUUAAAAAGAUUGUUAAAUUUAUUGCUGUUAUAUGUCUGCUCUUAAUUUUACCGAAAUUAAAAGGUAUUUUUCACGAUGAAUCAACAAUUGAUGAAGGUUCAAUGGAGAGUAGAGGAAUUAAAACUAACAAAGAUCUUGAUGACCUCUUUGAAUAUAUUAUUCAAGCAAUAUCAUCAUAUGAUGAACGUGCCGCUUAGUUUAGGAAAAUUGAAC
This is a messenger RNA of Teleopsis dalmanni, 547 nucleotides long. RefSeq lists its product as uncharacterized. The coding region runs from base 1 to 531 and encodes 176 amino acids. NCBI's taxonomy places the organism in Eukaryota, Metazoa, Arthropoda, Insecta, Diptera, Diopsidae. The transcript has 3 exons. The record is from RefSeq and is a predicted model, not a curated record.